AUGCCUUCAUGCUUCCAAUAUCACUGGCACUAUCAGUACCAUCCGAAAGAUCGCAGAGGUUGCUCAUGUUCAUCCCGCGUGAGUGACCAUAAAACAUAUUGGGUUCUAAGCACUGAUGUGUGUGGAUGGAGUGGCCCUGGCGCCGCAUCGUCGGGUCGACGUGAAGGCGUUGAGCGUGGGUUUCUACGCAUUAUCCUGGUACAAGGUCACGACCUGGGCCCCGAUGGCCAAGCACGAGGAGCGCAACAGAUUAUACUGGAAUUCCUAGCUUCUAAUAGCCGGAUUCCCGUUAUCGGUGAACCUUCAGCCAGCAAGGAGCUCCGUAUGCCGGUUGUUAGUUUCGUUGUGCAGGGAGUGGACAGUCCGCGCCCCGUGGAUGAAGUUGAGCGUCGAUCGGCCUUUUGGUUCCGCAAUGGUCAUAUGUACAGCUACAGCUACAGCCACCGGCUACUGGCCGACGUGUGCAGAUUGGACAAUGUAAAGGACGGGGUGGUGCCGGUCAGCAUCCUGCACUAUAACACCGAGGCCGAAGUAUGGGGGCUGGUUCGUGGUCCCUGCGCCUCCCGGCAUCUUCCUAACCCGCCACCCACUUCUUCUCGCCACAGUGUGACUCUCUUUUCCCCUUCCUUUUUGCCCCCCCCCGAAUCUUUCUUAGUCAACUUAAAAACAGAUUUUGAGAAGAGUCAUAGCCUCACCUCCCCCGACUCUCGCCUCCUCCUCUGCCUAGCCGCUUCAACGACUGCCUUGUACAGACAAGCCACCAGCGUGGUUCUGCCUGUCCACGGUCCGUUGGGUGCCUUGAUAUAA
Messenger RNA from Penicillium roqueforti, 807 nucleotides. Its product is annotated as putative aminotransferase. The transcript is spliced from 6 exons. The coding region runs from base 1 to 807 and encodes 268 amino acids. The record is from RefSeq and is a predicted model, not a curated record. NCBI's taxonomy places the organism in Eukaryota, Fungi, Ascomycota, Eurotiomycetes, Eurotiales, Aspergillaceae.